Corylus avellana is the source of this 592-nucleotide messenger RNA. The record is from RefSeq and is a predicted model, not a curated record. NCBI's taxonomy places the organism in Eukaryota, Viridiplantae, Streptophyta, Magnoliopsida, Fagales, Betulaceae.
GGCAGCCCCCACCCUCUCUCCUUCCCUCUCUCUCUCCAGCACACCCUCAUUACCUCCAUUUUUGCUUCUUUAAAACAACCCAUUUGACACCCCCAAGAACUCCAGCCUUGUCAUGGGCGUGGACAUGUCGAAUAAUCCACCGACUUCUCGUACCAAAGACUUCUUUGUCGCUCCAGCACUCUCUCUCAGCCUUGCCGGGAUUUUUCGCGAUGCCGGGGCAGCGGCGGCGGCAAGCAUGGAGGUGGAGGAAGGGGACGAGGGGAGCGGAGGUGGCGGCCACAGAGAAGACACGGCAGAUAUCAGCAGCGAGAACUCCGGCCCCCUCAGAUCAAGAUCCGACGACGAGUUUGACGGCGAAGGAGAUCAGGAUGAUGAAGGCGAUGGGGAUAAGAACAAGAAGAAGAAGAGGAAGAAGUAUCAUAGGCACACAGCUGAGCAAAUCAGAGAAAUGGAAGCUUUAUUCAAAGAGUCACCCCACCCAGAUGAGAAGCAGAGGCAACAUCUAAGCAAGCAAUUAGGCCUUGCUCCUAGGCAAGUCAAGUUUUGGUUUCAAAAUCGUAGAACCCAAAUCAAGGCUAUACAAGAGCGCCAU